Messenger RNA from Brassica napus (rape), 4273 nucleotides. RefSeq names its product casparian strip membrane protein 5. NCBI's taxonomy places the organism in Eukaryota, Viridiplantae, Streptophyta, Magnoliopsida, Brassicales, Brassicaceae. The transcript has 3 exons. The record is from RefSeq and is a predicted model, not a curated record. Bases 821 to 1384 code for a protein of 187 amino acids.
UAUUGAUAAGUUAAAGUUUAUGCUGGGGAGAAAAUCAUUGUGACUAAUAUUUAUUUGAACAAAUAACACGAAUUGCAACAGAUAAUAGGCCAGCUCGAAAGCGCGAUAAUCAUAUCUUCAUUCAAAAAGCCUACACACUUUUGUAAACCCUACACACUUUUGUAAAUAUUUCAAUAUUUUCAAUUGGUUUAGGUGCCCUGCUUCAGUUCGAUAUGAUAUGUCCAUUUUUUAAUAAAUAAAAUUAUGUGUUUUGACACAUAGAACCAUUUGGGUUUCAACAUCUCCGAUCAUUUGGGAGUUUUAGUUUUAAAUUUACAACUUUCGCAAUUUUCAAAGAAGCUUAAACGCAAGUGGGGUUUGUUAAGUCAUAUGCCAACAUAACUAAUUCAACUAUUCUAACUUAUCAUCCUCUAUAUCAAGUAUAAAGUUUAACUACUCCACAUGCAUGGUUCCUUCGACAAAAACCUUUUAAAGUUUUUUACCUCAAGAUUUUUAUACCAAAUUAGACAGGGUUUUGUUCUCCAAAUCUGGAAAGGUCUAUGUUCGUUUGGUGGAUUAGGAAGGUUAAAUGCAUGGAUCCAUAAAGAAUAUCCUUUGUGUAAUGGAAUUAUAUAACACUCAAAAGGAUACCUUUAGCAAGUACAAUUGCGAUAAUGACCUUAUCACAACCACUUUAUGUCCCACAUGCAUGCAAUAUAUAUACACACUCAGUCAUUGCUCUUAAACCUCACCAAACUAUUCAUUCUUUCAUCCCAAGAAACUCAAAUAGCCCUAACUUCCUGUACAAGAAACCUAUAAACCCUUCAAAAAUAGAAAGAAAAUGAAGUCUGGUCAGGCUGAAAUCGCUGAAACAAGCAAAGGUAUCCAAAAGAGAGGUUUGAUGAGCAGAAAAAUUGCGAUUUUCGAGUUUAUCCUAAGGAUCAUCGCCUUUUUCAACACCAUAAGUAGUGCAAUCCUCAUGGCAACCACAAAUGAAACUCUGCCUUUCUUUACUCAGUUCAUACGGUUCCAUGCAGAUUACAACGAUCUUCCAGCUUUAACGUUCUUUGUGGUUGCAAAUGCUGUUGUAAGUGGCUACCUAAUCUUGACUCUACCUUUAGCAUUUGUCCACAUCGUCAAGAAAAAGACAGAGAACAGUAGAAUACUUCUUAUCAUUCUUGAUGUGGCAAUGGUAGGUCUUCUAGCUUCUGGAGCAGCCUCAGCAGCGGCUAUUGUCUACUUGGCACACAAAGGGAACAAUAACACAAACUGGUUCCCUGUUUGUCAGCAAUUCAACUCCUUCUGUGAGCGUAUCUCAGGGUCUUUGAUUGGAUCUUUCAUCGCCGUUGCCCUCCUUAUUUUUCUCAUUAUCCUAUCGGCUAUUGCCCUUUCUCGACGCCAUUGAAGAUAUGAUCUUAACUUGAAGGGUUUUGCUUUUCAUCUGAUUUAAGAUAUACAUGGUUUGGUAUGUAAAGUGUGAGCUCGAGCUUUCAGUGUGUGUGUCCUAUGCAUUUGUGGUUGUUCUUUUCUCAUCUCCACUGUGAUGUAUGUAACGGUUUAUUUUGUCAAAAUUUGUGUGUGUUUUAACCAUCAAUUCAAUAUCUUAUUCUCCUUUUCAUCUAUGCUAAAUCUAGAAUCAUGAAAUCAACAUAAUAGAUGGUGACAAGACAAAAAAAAAGCUAUGUUUUAUUACGUCAACAGGUUACAUAUAUGUUACACAAUGAUGUUAAAGAAUCUAAUCAUUGUGUAAUAUAUCAUUGUAGGCUAUUCCAUUCCGGUUAACCGGUAUGAAUUUAAUUUUAAUCUGGUUAAUGUUUCAAAAGAUAAUGUUGCAGCAGCAAAAACGUAAGAGAAGUUUCAUGAAUACGUGUGUAAGUAGACGAGUGUUGAUUUGCCUAACGGCAAUUUUAAGACAGGUAAAUCUUGUACCGUAGCUGCUCUUGUUGGUGGUGGAACACUAGUGUCUGUUUCUCUCAGUUGCUGCAUUACUCACUUGAAGUUGACUUUUCAAGAGAUUGAUCCGUCACUACUCAACCCUGUGUUAAGUUUAGUCCUUCCACAAUUGAUUGCUCUGUUUAUCCAAAGUUGUUUUUUGCACAAUUGUUUCUCUCUACGUUUUCUUUUCGCGAGAUCUUGUUAGUUGGUUGGUUGUUUGUUGCCAGAUUAACUUCUCAAUAAUAAUACCUUAUGUUUUGCCUUUUGUGGUUAACAUGGCUGUUAUGUUGUUUGGUCUCUUUUCCUUUGUUGACUUGUAGUUGGGAGCUUGAUUACUAAGAGAUGAUAUGACUGCCACCAGAAAGUUAGUUUAGACUACACUUACAAAUAAUCUUUUUUUUUUAUCAAGAAACCAAGAAGUUCUUUGGUUAGUGAUUUUUUUUCGUUAAGGAGCAGAGCGAUUUUAGUAUUAUUAGGAGUUAUAUCAUAUAACUAUCAUGAAUUUCAGUAUUAAAGGAAGCUAGUUUGUUAUCUGGUUAUUUUCCAUUGAAAGAGUUGCUUAAGGUAGUGAUUAAAGACUUGUUUUCCACGCCUUAAUUGCUAAUCUAAUGUCUUUUUUUCUCAAGUUAUGUUGAAAGUGGACCUAGUCUAUAUCUCAUUUUUUUUGUAUUACAUGAUAGUUUGUUAGAAGUUUUAAAUGUAAACGUGUUCCUAUGCACCACCUGAAAAAGCUUCAGCAACUAACAAACCAAGCUAAAAGUGUUAAAACCUUUUCAGUCUGGCGUUUCAGAUUGAGCAUGAUGCAAAGUACUCUCUUCUCACAUGGCAGUUUAUUAUUUCACAUGUGUGACUUCUUGAUUUUUGCAAUGGCUGAUCAAGUACACUAAUGCAGGAGAUUUGUAGCAUCAAUGUGGGAAGCCGUGGAUCGAUACAAUAUGGACAAGUGGCAUCAUUUAUGAAGGAAAUAUUGAAGUAUGUUAGGACCAUACAGAGUGUACAAGCUGUCAAUAUGGAGUCAGCAAAACAUUUAUAGAGGUUUGUCCCCAUUGUCUUUUACAUCAUUUGCAGCCAAGAUGGUUUUAUUUACAUCCUUGAGCUCUCUCUCUCUUCUUCAGCUUUCAUAUUCACAUUUAUUCAUUUUCCUUUUUCUUUUCUUAUAAAUCUGAUUUCUUUUUGUUUUUUAUUUGGACAAAUCUUUAUGACUUUGUCUUAUCGUUCUCUGAUUCGAUGAAGAUACUUCUUGUACCCCACAAGCUUGAAGCCCACCUCAAUAAAUCCAUCUUAAUUUUGCCUUCAUGGAACACAUUGAGCUACUCUUCCUUGUUUGCAUGGUCUAGUAAAAUCAAAAUCUCUUCAAUGUCACCGUUGGCCUUCAUAAAUCAUCUACAUUUCGUGGCAGGAAAUUUACCUUACUGAUAACAUUUGUACUCCUGCAAGGUACCAUAACUAAUAUAAGAUCAAAUCAAGGUAUGACUUCUUGAAUUUUUUAAACCAGAAAAAUGAGAUUAAUAUGCCUAUGCACCAUUACUUAAAACAUCAAUCCAAGCCGAUUUGGGUUUUGGUUAAGAUAACAUUGUUUGUUUUCGUUUGAUCUAACGUGAAAAUUUUGACACUCGACUGACUUGACACCAAGAACAGUGUAGCAGCCAAUGAACAUUUCAUUAAAUUACGAAGAGAUGGAUCACUGCACAAGGGAAGGCUUUUCAGCAAGAAGUACUUUAUCUCUCCACAACCCACAUAAUGCUCCUUAAACCAUUUUAAGGUUAGAGAGUUUCCUUAACUUCUUGCACAAGUAUAUAGUUUCAUGUGUUGUGGAAGAAACAUCUCUCCACGCAACUAUAUUUGAACCAAUACUACUAUAGUAGGUAGAGGGAUUAUCUAGUGCAUUCCUAAUACAGUGUUGGGAUUAUCUAGUGCAUUCCUAAUACAGUGUUACAUGUGACUUUUAUUGUAGCCAUAAUGUUUCUAUUAGUUUUCUUACACAGGAUAGAAUUUUACCAUUUUCAUAGAAAUGAAACAAUAGAGAAAAGAAGGUCGUUGCAUAAAUUAAUUUACUUCAUCUACUAAGUCUUCUCUGACUUUUAUGCUCUCUGUCUCAUUGAUUUGCUACUGUAGUGUCAGUUUCCUCUUAGCCACCACUUUUUUUAACAGCAUUUACUAAUUUGCUCUUUCUAGUAAAGGUUGAUGAGAGAAAAGUGUAAAAUUGAAACCAGUUUGUACGUUAUAUACAUAGAGAGAAAAACAAUGAGAACGUUUGUGGAGGACUUAGACAAAUCAAAGGCCUCUUUUUUCAAACAUAGUCUACAAAUAGAUUAGUUGAAUUUUUUAGUCUUUUGGUAACUUCUAUAGGGCCUAAGAA